Prorocentrum cordatum is the source of this 660-nucleotide messenger RNA. Lineage: Eukaryota; Dinophyceae; Prorocentrales; Prorocentraceae. The record is from the annotation of a GenBank genome assembly.
GCCCCGCUCGAGACGGGCGGAUCGCAGUGCUGCGAGAAGGGCGCGCCGCCGAUGCGGAUGCUGACCGCCCUCCGCGCGCCGGCGCCGCGCCUGGCCUCGGGCGCCCACGCGCUGUGCAAAAUUGACGAAAGCACCGAGUUGCGGCGCGAGAUGGUGCAAAACAAUGCGGACGGCGCGCGGUUGGGGGAGCUGGCGCGCAGCCGGCGCUCGGUCAUGUCUAGCGGCUGGCGCGCCGACUCGCGGCGGCAUGGCAAGUUUCACAUUGCGCUGCCUCGGCUGGAUGGCGCGCCCUUGCGCGCGGCGGCUCGGCUCGCGGACCAGCGCGGCGCAGCGCCAACGCAUGGGGCGGAGGCGCCGCAGUUCCGUUUCCCGGUCGAUGGGCUGAGGAGCAUCGGCGCCAGAAGAUCGCGCGCGCCGAGCGGCGGGGCCCGCCUGGGGCCCCUGUUGAGCCACGGUGUCGCGAACCACGGUUGGACGAUGGAGACUGUCUGGGCGGCUGACUUCCCGUCGGAGGUGGCCGGCCAGGCCGGCGAUUCCAUCUGCGGCGCGGCGCUGGUGAGUGCGACGGACGUCGUGGCGACGUUUCGCAUCAAAUGCGAGCCGUCGUCCGUCCGGCCCCCGACCCACGAGCUGGCCCGUCGCGUCGUGGCCGAGUGGCAG